CAUGUUACAAAUAGGCGGGGUUUAUGACUUAGUGGCUGUGGUAAACUAGUAACGACCGUCAAGCGGUGACAACAUAUUAGCCUAGAUUACGUUUUACUACGUCUCAGUUCGGGGGGGAUCAGUACUUGACAAUGGCUGGGGAAAUGUCUAUGAUCGGAUCGGUCAUUCUGGCUCUUUUUCUAGCUGGCUAUCUGGGCCAACAUUAUCUGCCUCCACCGAAACCAAAAGUAAUCGGCCUAGAUCUGGGGACCACUUUCUGCUCAGUGGGAGUAUUCCACCCGGGUACCGGGGAUGUGGAGGUGAUAGGGGAUGAGGAGGGGCGGAAGAGCAUCCCUAGUGCGGUGUCGUUCACACCUACCGAAGUUUUCGCCGGUUACGAGGGUCAGGAUCUGGCCGAAAACAAUCCUCAAAACACCAUCUAUGAUGCCAAGCGGUUUAUUGGAAAGAUAUUCGAACAAGAUCUCCUUGAGCAGGAAAGUGCUCGCUAUCCAUUCAAGGUGAUAAAUAACAAUGGCAGUGCAGAGUUCUUGGUCACCACCAACCAGACGUUCACAGUUACUCCCGAGUUCAUUAGUUCUCGGCUGCUGCUGAAGAUGAGGAAGAUGGCAGAGCAUCACCUGGGUGUCCCCAUCAAGAGGGCUGUGAUCUCUGUCCCUGCUGAGUUUGAUGAUAGACAGAGGAACUACACCAUCAGGGCUGCCAACCUGGCCGGACUGGACAUCUUGCGUGUGAUCAACGAGCCCACGGCUGCAGCGAUGGCGUAUGGGUUACACAAGGUGGACGUGUUCAACGUACUGGUGGUAGACCUGGGAGGAGGAACACUGGACGUCUCUCUGCUCAAUAAACAAGGGGGCAUGUUCCUCACCAGAGCCAUGGCAGGUAACAACAAGCUGGGGGGGCAGGACUUCAGCCAGAGGCUGCUCCAGUACACCAUGGAGAGGGUUCGCCAGCAGUACGGCGUUCCCCCCACCCACAAAGAGGACAUCCACCGCCUCCGCCAGGCCGUGGAGAUUGCCAAACUCAACCUCACCCUGCAGCUCAGUGCCCACCUCAGGGUACCCCUGCACCUGGAGCCUCAAGGGGACCCCAAGAAACCACCACAGGGGCCCGCCAAGGACCCAAUCCCAGUCAUCUUCCAAGCAGUCAUCACCCGUGAGCUGUUUGAAGAGUUGAAUGACGACCUCUUUCAGAAGGUUCUGGCACCUGUAGAGACAGUGCUGGCUGAGGGCCGCCUGGGGAAAGAGGAGGUGGAUGAGAUAGUUCUGGUGGGAGGCUCCACCCGCAUCCCUAGGAUCAGGAAGCUGAUCAGUGAAUACUUUGGGAAGGAGCCCAACACCUCAGUGGACCCAGACUUGGCAGUGGUGACCGGGGUGGCCAUCCAGGCUGGCAUCCUGGGUGGCUCCUGGCCCCUACAGGUCAGCGCUAUAGAGAUCCCCAACAGACACCUCCGCAAGACCAACUUCAAUUGAUCUAGUCUAGAGAGGUGGUUAAUGACAAAGAUGCCACCAGACAGAGACUUGCCAUAUUAAAGGAUGGUCUGCAUUUUAACUGUUAAUUGUCCUUCUCCAUCUUCACCACGUGUGCAAUAGUCCUAUGAGGUUAAAAUAUGAUCUUCAGCUCUAAUAAUAGAUACUGGAAUAUAUUUUCACAGAGAAACUCAAAUUACACCAUCACUUGUUUACAGUUGGCCCAAUUUAUUGGGCCAACUGUGGUAGAUUGAAAUGGUAUUCAAUUCAGGGAACAACCUUUAUUUCUACAGAACUGUGACCAGCCAAUACACCUUCAGCUAUUUAUUAUGUCUGUGCAUGUGUGCGAGCGUGUUUGUACUGCGUGGGGGUGGGGAUACAGCACAUUAAGAGUAUUUGUUUUUCAGCAGAUGACAACACGCUUGUGCCUUUUCAGAGAGCUGCUGUGUGGAGCUGUACUGUGCUUUUAAGCCACCUGAUAUGAACUACCACCAGUCAUAUUGACUAGGGCAGUAUUCUGGAGUUUUGGACCAAAUAUGUUUGCACAUAUUGUUAGGCUACUGCUUGAAUGUAAAGCUACUAUGUUCAGCUUAGCGAGAUGUCGGUAUUGUAUUGGAUAACUGAUGAAUUGUCAAAAUAAGGGGCAUACCAACUUAGGCUAAAUAUUGCACUUUGAAAAUGAUAGAACUUGUUAGCCAGCAUCAUUCUGGUGCAAUUGAAUUACAGUGCCGUGCGAAAGUAUUUGGCCCCCUUGAACUUUGCGACCUUUAGCCACAUUUCAGGCUUCAAACAUAAAGAUAUAAAACUAUUUUUUUUGUGAAGAAUCAACAACAAGUGGGACACAAUCAUGAAGUGGAACGACAUUUAUUGGAUAUUUCAAACUUAAAAAAAAAAAAAAAAACUGAAAAAUUGGGCGUGCAAAAUUAUUCAGCCCCUUUACUUUCAGUGCAGCAAACUCUCUCCAGAAGUUCCGUGAGGAUCUCUGAAUGAUCCAAUGUUGACCUAAAUGACUAAUGAUGAUAAAUACAAUCCACCUGUGUGUAAUCAAGUCUCCAUAUAAAUGCACCUGCACUGUGAUAGUCUCAGAGGCCCGUUAAAAGCGCAGAGAGCAUCAUGAAGAACAAGGAACACACCAGGCAGGUCCGAGAUACUGUUGUGAAGAAGUUUAAAGCCGUAUUUGGAUACAAAAAUAUUUCCCAAGCUUUAAACAUCCCAAGGAGCACUGUGCAAGCGAUAAUAUUGAAAUGGAAGGAGUAUCAGACCACUGCAAAUCUACCAAGACCUGGCCGUCCCUCUAACCUUUCAGCUCAUACAAGGAGAAGACUGAUCAGAGAUGCAGCCAAGAGGCCCAUGAUCACUCUGGAUGAACUGCAGAGAUCUACAGCUGAGGUGGGACACUCUGUCCAUAGGACAACAAUCAGUCGUAUAUUGCACAAAUCUGGCCUUUAUGGAAGAGUGGGAAGAAGAAAGCCAUUUCUUAAAGAUAUCCAUAAAAAGUGUCGUUUAAAGUUUGCCACAAGCCACCUGGGAGACACACCAAACAUGUGGAAGAAGGUGCUCUGGUCAGAUGAAACCAAAAUUGAACUUUUUGGCAACAAUGCAAAACAUUAUGUUUGGUGUAAAAGCAACACACCAUCCCCACUGUCAAACAUGGUGGUGGCAGCAUCAUGGUUUGGGCCUGCUUUUCUUCAGCAGGAACAGGGAAGAUGGUUAAAAUUGAUGGGAAGAUGGAUGGAGCCAAAUACAGGACCAUUCUGGAAGAAAACCUGAGACUGGGACGGAGAUUUGUCUUCCAACAAGACAAUGAUCCAAAACAUAAAGCAAAAUCUACAAUGGAAUGGUUCAAAAAUAAACAUAUCCAGGUGUUAGAAUGGCCAAGUCAAAGUCCAGACCUGAAUCCAAUCGAGAAUCUGUGGAAAGAACUGAAAACUGCUGUUCACAUAUGCUCUCCAUCCAUCUCUCACUGAGCUCGAGCUGUUUUGCAAGGAGGAAUGGGAAAAAAUGUGUCUCUCGAUGUGCAAAACUGAUAGACAUACCCCAAGCGACUUACAGCUGUAAUCGCAGCAAAAGGUGGCGCUACAAAGUAUUAACUUAAGGGGGCUGAAUAAUUUUGCACGCCCAAUUUUUCAGUUUUUUAAUUUGUUAAAAAAGUUUGAAAUAUCCAAUAAAUGUCAUUCCACUUCAUGAUUGUGUCCCACUUGUUGAUUCUUCACAAAAAAAAUAGUUUUAUAUCUUUAUGUUUGAAGCCUGAAAUGUGGCAAAAGGUUGCAAAGUUCAAGGGGGCCGAAUACUUUCGCAAGGCACUGUAUAAGAAUCACAGAGUACACGGUCUGACAUUUGGUACUUCAGCAGACACUCUGGAUAAGAGUGAUUUACAGGAGCAAUUAGGAUUAAGCACCUUACUCAAGGACAUGUCGACAAUUUUCACCUUGUCGGCUCGGGGAUUCAAACCAGCGCCCUUUGGUUACUGGCCCAACGCUCUUAACCACUAAGCUACCUGUAUAUAGAAGUACUUAUUGUAAGUGCCAUAAAAAGACCCAAGGCUUUUGGUGGUGCGUGUUACCGUGUGCCUCAAGACCGUUGGUUGUAGAGUAAUGGCUGGUUAGAGCCCCUGGCAUUGGAGAGCAAACAUGUUGGUUGAUAAUUUACUACUAUUAGUCCAUUCUAAUUAUCUCAUGUAGGGAAUGUACAUUCCAAAAUACCAGUCUACUUAGGGCUGAUGCAGCGGACAACUAAAUACUGUAUGCAUUCCUUGUUGAACAUGCCUCAGAUAAUGUACUGAUUGCAGUUCUCUGUAGAUAUAUGCUAUAGGAAUUUCUGAGUACGUAAUUUAAGAUUUUUGUACUGCACGUUUAGCUUAUUCUUCAAAGCACCCCUGUCAUAUGGCCCCAUUAGAUAUCUGCUUGUGCUACAUGCUGCUUUUCAACAAAAUUUCCCUAAAUACCAUUAUUGAAUUUGUUGUGAAAUCCAGUCACAGACAUUGAAAUAAGGGAAAAUAUCAACAUUCA
This is a messenger RNA of Oncorhynchus keta (chum salmon), 4474 nucleotides long. RefSeq names its product heat shock 70 kDa protein 13-like. Lineage: Eukaryota; Metazoa; Chordata; Actinopteri; Salmoniformes; Salmonidae. The transcript is spliced from 5 exons. The record is from RefSeq and is a predicted model, not a curated record. The coding region runs from base 132 to 1469 and encodes 445 amino acids. Gene Ontology annotation, cellular component: nucleus; cytoplasm; cytosol. Gene Ontology annotation, molecular function: heat shock protein binding; ATP-dependent protein folding chaperone; ATP binding. Gene Ontology annotation, biological process: cellular response to unfolded protein; protein refolding; vesicle-mediated transport.